AUGGCGACCGUGGCAGCCGAGCCUUGCGUCUGUUCACACACCCAUCAGACACGCGUCAAGAACACGUGCACCACUUGCUGUUGCCGCUCCCCUUCCUCCAUCACCACCGCCACCACCUUCACCACCUUCAUCACCUUCACCACCUUCAUCACCUUCACCACCUUCAUCACCUUCACCACCUUCAUCACCUUCACCACCUUCAUCACCUUCAUCACCUUCAUCACCUUCACCACCUUCAUCACCUUCACCACCUUCAUCACCUUCACCACCUUCAUCACCUUCACCACCGCCACCACCUUCACCACCUUCAUCACCUUCACCACCUUCAUCACCUUCACCACCUUCAUCACCUUCACCACCUUCAUCACCUUCACCACCUUCAUCACCUUCACCACCUUCAUCACCUUCACCACCUUCAUCACCUUCAUCACCUUCACCACCUUCAUCACCUUCACCACCUUCACCACCUUCAUCACCUUCACCACCUUCAUCACCUUCAUCACCUUCACCACCUUCACCACCUUCACCACCACCACCACCACCAUCACCACCAAUUACUGUCGCGCCUCCCAAGAUACAACUGCGCGAGUACCAGGAAGAAUGCAUCCAGGCCGUCCUCUCCUACCUGCAUGCGGGCCAUAA
Messenger RNA from Ascochyta rabiei, 642 nucleotides. RefSeq lists its product as uncharacterized. The record is from RefSeq and is a predicted model, not a curated record. The coding region runs from base 1 to 642 and encodes 213 amino acids. Lineage: Eukaryota; Fungi; Ascomycota; Dothideomycetes; Pleosporales; Didymellaceae. The transcript is spliced from 2 exons.